GGUUCCAGGCUAUGAUCCCCGGCGCUUUUGUUUGCUCUCCGCGCAUAGAACUCUGGCUGCCGCAGAGCGCAUCCCCAGGCAUCUCGUUCCCAAAUUAAAAGUCAACAGGGGAAACUCGGGCAGACACCCUUCCUCUCCCGGGCCCCUCCCGGGUCCCCCGCCCCAUGUCCGCUGGGGAGGCUGCCUGGUGUGGAGGCGGCGGCCGAGGCCGAGGCAAACUCUGGGUGACCGCGCCUGCGGGGUACUUUGCCAUCCGUCCACUGGGACCUGGGGAGGAAGAACCCCAAGCACCCAAUCCCCUCCUCCUCCACCAUUUCGGAUACCCCGCAGACACUGACUUUCAAGAAGGACGCUUGCCCCCUCUGACCCCAUCGCGGGUGGCCACCUGUCUUUGCCGCGGUGAUCCCUCUCCCAUGACCCUGCGGUGCCUUGAGCCCUCCGGGAAUGGCGCGGAAGGGACGCAGAGCCAGUGGGGGACCGCAGGAUCCGUGGAGGAGCCGUCCCCCGAGGCGGCGCGUUUGGCGAAGGCCCUACAGGAGCUCAGUCAAACAGGUUGGUACUGGGGAAGUAUGACUGUUAAUGAAGCCAAAGAGAAAUUAAAAGAGGCACCCGAAGGAACUUUCUUGAUUAGAGAUAGCUCGCAUUCAGACUACCUACUAACAAUAUCUGUUAAGACAUCAGCUGGACCAACUAAUCUGCGAAUUGAAUACCAAGAUGGGAAAUUCAGAUUGGACUCUAUCAUAUGUGUCAAGUCCAAGCUUAAACAAUUUGACAGUGUGGUUCAUCUGAUUGACUACUAUGUUCAGAUGUGCAAGGAUAAGCGGACGGGCCCGGAAGCUCCCCGGAACGGCACCGUCCACCUUUACCUGACCAAACCGCUCUACACAGCCGUGCGGCCGCUCCAACAUCUCUGUAGACUCACCAUUAACAAAUGUACCGGUACCAUCUGGGGACUGCCUUUACCAACGAGACUAAAAGAUUACUUGGAAGAGUAUAAAUUCCAGGUAUAAGUGUUUCUGUCUUUCUAACCUUGCCUCGUCUAGAGUCUCUCCGAAUGCAGCUAUGUCAAAGAGAACCAAAACUUGAGUGCUCUGGAUAACUCCUCGGGAUUCUCAAAACAGCUGAAGUCCAUCUAAUUUAAAUGGGUGCGGAGGUAGCUAGGUUUUUAAAGUUCCUCCAGAGAUUUUCACGGGAGUGAUGCUGACCUUUGUAAAGGCUGACCAAGACCCACCCGUUAAUCCUUUUCCAUUAGAAUCCAGUGUCCCGAGUAAAGGCUGAAAGGAACGUUUUCUCGGAAGACUUCACCUUUCUGAGGUUCCUCUCUAGUAGGUCAAAGGUCCACGCCCCGGUAGCAAGGAGAGAAGGGGAUGCAGGAGGAUGGAAGGAAGCAGUGGAAGGAACCCCAGCUAACACAGGCUUAGCUUCAAUUUUAGAUGCCCGGUGGUCAGAGUCUCCAUUAGGCCAUUUUCUCUUUUUACGUUCUUGAUGUACCUAGGAGUUUUGUUAAACAGAUAUGCUUGUGAGUAUUUAUCCUUCAUUUUAUGCAAUUAACCGAAUCAACCAAAAAAAUGACCAUGAAAUCCUGUAUUUGACUUCUUACUACAUGUAUGAACUCUCUCAUGUGAAUGAGUACUGUAGUAUAAUCUGUUUUAAGGGAGCCUUAUCUCAGAACUAUUUCCAACUGGUGCACAUGGAAAAGACUUGGUCUUUUCCUUUAAGGCUAAAGACAAGAAUGUCGUGCUCUACAGGUGCAACUCAAUCCCUGAAAACAAAACCAUGUAGAUACGGACAUUUGAUCCUUUCAAGUAGCUGUGUCCCCCACCUGUUGCCAUUGACUUUUUGGAAAUGGCUGUAGAAAUUUUCAAGUUGUCCUUGAAUUGUCUAACCAUGGACAUCAGCGGUUGUCUCCCUUCUACCAUGUAGAAUAUUUUGACUUAAUUCUCUUCCAGAUAUAGGGGGAUACCUGCCUGUUUUUUUUUCAAAGUGUUUAUUUACUGCUGUUACUAUUUGAUUAGAAUGUAUUAAAUAAAAAGAAAAACCUUGACUUUUA
Lutra lutra (Eurasian river otter) is the source of this 2050-nucleotide messenger RNA. RefSeq names its product suppressor of cytokine signaling 2 (gene SOCS2). Gene Ontology annotation, molecular function: 1-phosphatidylinositol-3-kinase regulator activity. Lineage: Eukaryota; Metazoa; Chordata; Mammalia; Carnivora; Mustelidae. Gene Ontology annotation, cellular component: phosphatidylinositol 3-kinase complex. Gene Ontology annotation, biological process: intracellular signal transduction; phosphatidylinositol phosphate biosynthetic process. The record is from RefSeq and is a predicted model, not a curated record.